This is a messenger RNA of Oppia nitens, 637 nucleotides long. Its product is annotated as gastrula zinc finger protein XlCGF49.1-like. The record is from RefSeq and is a predicted model, not a curated record. The transcript has 3 exons. Gene Ontology annotation, molecular function: DNA-binding transcription factor activity, RNA polymerase II-specific; RNA polymerase II transcription regulatory region sequence-specific DNA binding. Gene Ontology annotation, cellular component: nucleus. Bases 1 to 564 code for a protein of 187 amino acids. Gene Ontology annotation, biological process: regulation of transcription by RNA polymerase II. NCBI's taxonomy places the organism in Eukaryota, Metazoa, Arthropoda, Arachnida, Sarcoptiformes, Oppiidae.
AUGCAGACGAACGCGCAGAAUUCAUGUUUGGUUUUGGCCACAAAAUCGUUACCAGUUUUACCCGUCGCCGCCACACCCGCCCGACCUCGAGCCACGGCCCGGCCACGAACCGCCGAGUCUUUGUUGGCGUGUUUGGAAUGCGGAAGACAUUUCGUUUGUGUUUCGAAACUGCGAUCUCACGAGAAAACGCAUUCAAAGUCGCGUCCAUUCAAAUGCAUUGAUUGCGGAAAGACUUUUACCGUUCGAUAUUCUCUCAUUUGUCACACUCGAACCCAUACUCGUGAGCGUCCAUAUCAGUGUUCUUCAUGCGGUUCGCGUUUCACUCAAGCGUCGUCUUUAAAAACACAUCAAAUCUAUAAACACACGAAACAAUUCCCUUAUAAUUGCAAACUUUGCGGAAGAGGUUUCAUAUCUCCCGGACAACGCGCCGAACAUCAGGCCAGAGCACAUCAACUCAAACCAAACUCAACUGCGAAACCCCGAAGACCUCAAAGACCGCCCGCAACUCCCACCACAUCUUCAGCCGCCUGUCAAACAGCUCUAUCUCUUCCACCGCUUUUGUGAAGAGUUUUCUCGAAAUUCUAGUCAAAAGUCAUUCAAAAAAACAGUCAAUAAAUCACUCAAAAAGUCAAACAAU